AUGACCUCUUUGAGAUGCAGCUUGUGCCAUGCUCAGAUAGAAGGAUCAUACUUGAAGAAAGAUGGCAAGGCAUACUGUUCCAAGCACAAAGACCAACUGCUGGAAAAGUGUACGAAGUGCUUAAAACCAAUCAAGGACAGAUACCUCAAGGUGGGCAACGGCGAGAUGUAUCAUCCGGAUUGUUUAUGCUGCGAAGUCUGCGGAAAGGCGUUCCAAGAUUCCAAGUUCACCAUCUUCAACGGAAAGAGGAUACACCCCACUUGCUUGCGUUGCUGUGUGCCGGGCUGUGAAGCAACCUUAGACAUCAAUGGGUUCCGACAAGAAGAAGGGAAGCCAUACUGUCAGAAGCACUAUGAUGAAAAGUUCACCAAGAAGUGUGAAUUCUGCGGCAAUUACCUUCGAAAAGAAUUUAUUCUUGUUGGUGUGGCUGACAAACCAGGCUCGAAAACUCAAAAGAAGCGAGCAUGCCAUGAAUGUUUCAAAUGUGUUCAGUGUGGAAUGUCCCUCGAAAAACAAAAAUUCUUUGUACAUGAAGGGGAUUUCUUUUGUGAGAAGGAUUACCAAACGAAAGUUUCCCCAAAAUGCAUGGUCUGCAGCAAGUAUGUUGAGAGUUUUAUUCAGCACGAGAGUGGAGAGGUUUACUGUGAAAACGAUUAUCACGCUAACCCAGUGUGCUUUUCAUGUGCACGACUGGUGUUUGGUACGCGCAAACACGCGCUGGACUUGCCAGAUGGACGUGUGAUUUGUGAGAGAUGUAACCAAGAUGCAGUUUGGAAGUCAGAGGAUGCUGCUGCUCCUUUCCGCAAGGCGAAACAGUUCCUAGCGGAUGUCCUGGGCAUUGCAGAUAAGGAGAUCGACUCUGUCAGUUUACGUUUUGUGGAACGAAGUGACGUGGCGGCCUUGCGGGGAGAGCAUUCGAGGAGCGUUCAUGAGACACAGGUCACCGACAAGAAGUCCUACACCAUGGGAACGACGAUCAUCGUAGAGGAGACGGAGAACGACGAGAUCGUGAGCCGCCAAGUGGAGGGGAUCAACCUCCUCUCGGGGCAGACAGCCAUGCAGCUGACGUCUACGCUAGUCCACGAGCUGAUGCAUGUCUACCUGUUCUCAAGACGGUUCGGCAAGCUUGAUCCUCUGGUGGAGGAGGGCAUCUGCGAGCUAGCUGCUUUCCUAUGGCUGGACAAGUUCGCCCCUGAAGGUAUGGAACGGAGCAUGCGGCUGAAUCAGAGGCUGUUCAACAGCUCCAAGGUCUACAAGGCCGGUCUCGCUGCCUCGCAGAAGAGGUUCAAGGAGCUUAACGGCGACAAGGAUGUAAAGGCGGUGUUCCAGAAGAUCCUCAACGAGGUGAAGGAGCUCAGGACGUUCAGGGACAUCGAGCUCGUGUGA
Molecule: messenger RNA, 1386 nt
Organism: Guillardia theta CCMP2712
Lineage: Eukaryota; Cryptophyceae; Pyrenomonadales; Geminigeraceae
Exons: 4
Coding region: 1-1386 (461 amino acids)
Molecular function (GO): ubiquitin binding
Source: RefSeq, a predicted model, not a curated record